AUGGAAUCGUCACGUGGUUCAAGUGGUAAAGCACAAAGUCGCCAUUAUCGUAAUAUUCGUUUAGAAGAACAAAAUCAUGAUUAUCGACGUAAUUAUCUUCCAUUUACUAUUCCAUCAUCGUUUUACAAUAUUGUACAUGUUCAUCGAUUUACUACCAAUGAUACUAUUUCAACAUUAAUUAAUCAUUUCGAAUCAUGUUAUAGAUAUUCAAUUGAUACAGAAUCAGAUCGGUUUACAUAUGAUUUAUCUCUUAUUCAAGUUCAUUCGAUUCCUCAACAUUUACCAUCAUUUAUUGUAUUAUUUGAAAUUAACCAUCUACCUUCAUCAGAUUCAUCAUUAAUGGGUAAAAUUAAAUUAUUAUUUAGUCUUUUAUUUCGUUUAGGAAAUAUUAUUUUUUCUUGGGGAUCGAUGUCUGACGAAUUAAAAUCUGCUAUUCAAAUGAAUUUAUUUACAUGGCCAGUGUCAGCAUUAUGUAUUAAUUUACAAGAUGAAUUUCCUGAUCCAAACUAUUCACCAUUAUCAUCAUCUGAACGGCGUAAACGAAUUAAUUAUGCAAUUUAUGAUUGCUUUGCCGUUACCUUAUUACAUCAAGCAAUUUAUGAUAAAUGGUCGUUAACUCAACUUCGUGAAACAGAAUUAAUAUCUUUAUUUACUUCGAAUGCUCCACCUCAUUCUUCAUCAUUAUCUUCAUCAACAUUAUUGGAAAAUAUUUCUGAAGAUGAAAAUGAAACAAAAUCAACAUCAUUAUCUAUUUCAAAUGCUCUACUUCAUUCAUCAUUACCUUUAUCAAAUUUAUUAGAAGACAUUUCUGACGAUGAAAGUGAGGAUGAUGAAGUAUUUAUUUCAUCUCUUUCUAGGCAUCAUGAUACAGAUCAAUUAGUUAAUACAACUCGGCAUGUUGAAGUUUUUUCUACUGCAGUUCCUGAAAAUGAUGUUAUAGAACUUAUUCCAUCUGAUCAAGAAUUUUCUUCUAACGAACCACCUCAACCACGUCGCAAAUGUCGAUCAACAACAGCAAGAAUACGUCGUAAUCGUAAACGUAAUAUGGUCAAACGUUCACAUCGUGAUCGACAUAUCAUUUAUCGAAACGUCUAUCAUCGAUUUACAUUAAAACAAAUUAAAAAUAUUCUUCGUACUCGUGAUGUUCGAUAUGUUCAUCCAAAACUCGAUAAAUCUCCACGAAUUUUAUCAAUUGGAAUGAAAAAAUCAUCUUUAGUGGACUUAUAUUUUGAUCGAAUACCCGGUGAUUUAUUUGAUAAAUUUCAUUAUCAACAAUAUCGUCGACAAGGACAUUAA
Messenger RNA from Rotaria sordida, 1296 nucleotides. The record is from the annotation of a GenBank genome assembly. NCBI's taxonomy places the organism in Eukaryota, Metazoa, Rotifera, Eurotatoria, Philodinida, Philodinidae.